CGUCAUCUGGCCUCCGCGCGCGUCCCUUCUUGACGUCUCCGUCUGGGUCCAAGCGCCCGUCGACAUCAGGCCCCUUCCAAGCGUCUUCCUUGCCUCCUUACUCUCUUCCCUGCCUCUUUCUUUAUGUGCAAAACUCAGGUGGAACAGAGCGGCGGAGCCUCGGGUUUUCCAGGGGGAAGUGGCGGCGCGGUUGCAAUUGUUCGGAGGAGAGGGGAUGUUGUUGUCUGUUUGAUGUGAGUGGAGCAGCUGAAAGGAAAGAAUCAUGAGUGAAUUUCGAAUCCAUCAUGAUGUAAAUGAACUGAUCAGUUUGCUUCGUGUUCGUGGUGGUGAUGGAGCUGAAGUGUACAUUGAUCUUCUUCAAAAAAAUAGAACUCCAUACGUCACAACUACUGUGUCCUCCCAUAGUGCAAAGGUAAAAAUAGCCGAGUUUUCAAGAACUCCUGAGGAAUUUCUUAGGAAGUAUGAUGAACUGAAAUCAAUAAAUGUACGGAACGUGGAUCCAUUGGUUUACCUGUUAUCAAAGCUUACUGAAGAUAAAGAGACUCUGCAGUAUUUGCAACAGAAUGCUAAGGACAGAGCAGAACAUUCAUCCAAUGUUUUAGCUAGCAGUGGUGCAACGUUCAACAUCCCAACUACGACUGCCAAACUCUCGAUACAGGAACUUGAAGAACUUCGUAAACAGCUCGGUAGUGUCACUACAACUACAAAUUCACAGCAGCCACUUGAAGUAAUCCGAAAGCUCCUUCGUGACAAGCAUAACAAGAGAAAUCCAGGGCUGAUAAUUCCACAUUUCCCUCCAUGGGUGUAUGAAAGGCCAGCCCUUCUGGGAGACUUUAUAAACAGCUCCAGUCCAAUCACUGAGACAGUAGUCUCUAUAGGAACAUUAGCUCUUCCUGCGCAAGAACAAAUGAUAGUUGAAGAUUUGCUGUACGUUUUGAUUGGAGUAGAUGGGAAGUACAUCACAGCACAACCGUUAAUGGGAAGGCAGAGUCGAUCCUUUACUGUUGAUCCCACAUUGGACAUGUCUGUUAAAGAACUUGUAAAUAGGAUCCUUCCAAUAGCAGCCAGCUACUCCUCUGUCACCAGGUUCAUUGAAGAUAAGUCCUCCUUUGAACAUGGUCAAGUAAACCACGCUUUGGCUGCAGCAAUGCGGACUCUUGUGAAGGAGUACAUGAUCCUCGUGACACAACUGGAACAUUUACAGCGACAAGGGCUGCUCUCGUUACAAAAACUUUGGUUUUAUGUCCAGCCAACUAUAAGAACAAUGCAGAUCUUGGCUUCAAUCGCUACUUCUGUGGAGAAAGGAGAGUGCAUGGGGGGUUCAACACUAAGUGUACUCCAUGAUCGGACGUUUAACUACACAGGAGACAGUCAGGCACAAGAGCUGUGUCUCUACCUGACUAAAGCAGCCAGUGUUCCAUACUUUGAAAUUUUAGAGAAGUGGAUCUACAGGGGAAUCAUACAAGAUCCUUACAGUGAAUUCAUGGUGGAAGAACAUGAAUUGCAAAAAGAGAAAAUUCAGGAGGAUUACAAUGACAAGUACUGGGAUCAGAGGUACACCAUCAUCCAGCACCGAAUCCCUUCGUUCCUGCAGAAGUUAGCUGACAAGAUACUGAGUACAGGAAAAUAUCUUAAUGUCGUUCGAGAAUGUGGUCGUGAUGUGACCUGUCCCGAUGCCAAGGAAGUGAUCUAUACUCUGAAGGAAAGAGCAUAUGUGGAACAAAUUGAAAAAUCUUACAACUAUGCCAGCAAAGUUCUAUUAGACUUCUUAAUGAAGGAAAAAGAACUCCUGGCACGACUCAGGUCAAUAAAACACUAUUUCCUCAUGGACCAAGGGGAUUUCUUUGUCCACUUCAUGGACCUUACGGAAGAGGAGCUGAAAAAGUCUGUAGAUGACAUUAUUCCUACCAGACUAGAAGCCCUGCUGGAACUGGCACUGAGAAUGAGCACGGCCAACACUGACCCAUUUAAAGAUGAUUUGAAGAUUAAUCUAAUGCCACAUGACCUCAUUACUCAGCUGCUGCGGGUUCUGGCUAUUGAAACCAAACAGGAAAAAGCUAUCAUCAAUGCAGAUCCAACAGAGAUUGCUCUUAGUGGCCUGGAAGCUUUCUCCUUUGAUUAUGUUGUGAAAUGGCCACUUUCGUUGAUUAUAAAUAGGAAAGCUUUGACUAGGUAUCAAAUGCUCUUCAGACAUAUGUUUUACUGCAAACAUGUGGAACGGCAGCUGUGCAACGUGUGGAUCAGUAAUAAAGUUGCAAAACAGAAUUCAUUACACUCGGCUAAAUGGUUUGCUGCAGCUUUCACUUUGAGACAGCGAAUGCUGAAUUUUGUGCAGAACAUUCAGUAUUACAUGAUGUUUGAGGUUAUGGAGCCGAAUUGGCACAUUAUGGAAAAUAAUCUAAAAUCCGCAUCUAAUAUUGACGAAGUUUUGAGCUAUCAUACCAGUUUUCUGGACAACUGUAUGAAGGAUUGUAUGUUGACUAAUACGGUGCUGCUGAAGAUUUUUUCAAAACUUAUGUCAGUGUGUGUCAUGUUUACCAACUGUAUGCAGAGGUUUACUCAAAGCAUAAAGAUUGAUAGUGAGAUGUCACGCCUGACACUGGAACAUGGUACAAUGAAAGGUCCACCAACUCACUUAGAACGAACUGAAGAGAUUGAAAAGAAGAGGCUCACCAAAAAGUUUGUAGCAGAGCAUGUAGAUGCACUGCAUUCGACACCUGGAUUUGAGGGUACAGUGAACACAUUUGACAACAAUUUCUCUUCCAAUCUGCUUGACCUGCUGGACAGAUUAAGCAUUUCAAGCACAAAUGACUGCGAGCAUAGUAUGAUCAAUAUAAUAUACAGGUUAGAUUUUAAUGGAUUCUACACUGAACGCCUUGAACACAUGGCUGCAGAAAGGAGCAAACCGCAGGGCCCACAAGGAUUUGUUACAAGAGCAGCUUUGGCUGCUCAGUAAAUUACUGGAAAUGGCCUGUAAAUUUACCAUUAUAAUGAUCAAUACCUGCAAGACACAAUCAAUAUCUUGGUGUGUAAUAACUGGCUGCUUGAAAUUCAUACUUAGCCAUUAAGCUAUCAAAUAUGGAAUUAGAUUAUUUUGAAGCUUUUGUGAAUAAGAUCCAUUUGUUAAUACUACAUUAGUUUGUAACUAGCUGUCAGAAAGAAAAGUAAAAUGGAGUUAUUUCUGUAUUCAGUAUUUCUGAGCUUGAGGGAUCGGUGUGAAUUCCAACUCCCGAGGAAAUUUGUAACAAAUCGGUAAGCCUUCUCUCUCUUCAGCCCUUUCACGUGACUGUGUUGUUAUUCUGGGCAAGUGCUGUGCAUUUGGAGGAAAAGGAAACAAAAGAGGGACAAAAAUCAGCCAAGUGGAAGUCAUGCUGCCCCUACAGUGCAAAUAGAGGGUGAGCCUGGCUGUGCUGUGAUCCCAUCUGCAGGCAUUGACUGCUACUCACUGAAGAGAGUAACGAGAGACGACUGAAAUGAAAAACAGGUGAGAGAGGGCAAUCAGAGAGUAAUGUAUUGAAAUUUCUAACAGUGUUCCGUUGAGUGCAGGCAUGUGUAAAUGAGGUGGGUUUUUUUUGUUUCAAAAGCUGAGAAUUUCAGAUUUUUUUUACAGUCAUAGUGCCUUCAAUCAUUUCACUUUACACCCUGCACUUCAAUUUUUAUUAUUUUUAGUAUAUCUGACUAAGUCUGUAAUAAAUUUUUCAAUAU
Stegostoma tigrinum is the source of this 3705-nucleotide messenger RNA. RefSeq names its product tubulin gamma complex component 2 (gene tubgcp2). Lineage: Eukaryota; Metazoa; Chordata; Chondrichthyes; Orectolobiformes; Stegostomatidae. The transcript has 18 exons. Gene Ontology annotation, molecular function: gamma-tubulin binding; microtubule minus-end binding. Gene Ontology annotation, cellular component: gamma-tubulin small complex; spindle pole; centrosome. Bases 263 to 2956 code for a protein of 897 amino acids. Gene Ontology annotation, biological process: mitotic cell cycle; cytoplasmic microtubule organization; meiotic cell cycle. The record is from RefSeq and is a predicted model, not a curated record.